Molecule: messenger RNA, 465 nt
Organism: Puccinia graminis f. sp. tritici CRL 75-36-700-3
Lineage: Eukaryota; Fungi; Basidiomycota; Pucciniomycetes; Pucciniales; Pucciniaceae
Exons: 1
Coding region: 1-465 (154 amino acids)
Source: RefSeq, a predicted model, not a curated record
AUGAACAUAUCAGAAUGGGAAGCGGCUUUGACAGAAGCUAAUAUCAAGGAUGAGUACCAAGACGUACUCAAUGGAUUCGACCAAGGAAUCUCCCACCACUCAGUCGGGAACCUCAGAUGGUUGACACCAGACAGCCAUGCGUCAGCUACCCAGAGCAAAGAGAAGAUAGAGAAGAGUACAGAAAAAGAGAUUUCUGCCAGAAGGAUGUUUGGUCCAUUCACGCACGCACAAGUGGUGACUGUUUUUCCGUUUUUUUGCUCAAGCCCGAUGGGGGCAGUAGUGAACGGCGACAGCUCUGUCAGACCAAUAAACAAUCUAAGCUACCCUAAGAACCGCAGAGACCAACCAUUGGUGAACUCCUUCGUUGACAAGAAAAACUUCACCACAACCUGGGACAACUUCAACAAAGUAUCACGUUUCUUUCAAAACUUAUCAGAACCGGUUCAUCUAGCCUUGUUUGACUGA